Messenger RNA from Anneissia japonica, 2761 nucleotides. Its product is annotated as solute carrier family 46 member 3-like. The record is from RefSeq and is a predicted model, not a curated record. Gene Ontology annotation, biological process: transmembrane transport. Lineage: Eukaryota; Metazoa; Echinodermata; Crinoidea; Comatulida; Comatulidae. Gene Ontology annotation, cellular component: plasma membrane. Bases 617 to 2083 code for a protein of 488 amino acids. The transcript is spliced from 6 exons. Gene Ontology annotation, molecular function: transmembrane transporter activity.
UAUGGCGUUCCUGUGCUUUCUUGCCUCCAUGAAAAUUCGGAAAUACAUAAUGAUUAAUAUAACCACACCUGUUGGAAUAAUGAUCAAGAUCAGGCGACGUUGAACUUCAAAGCCUUGUGGAUUCAUCUGGUAACAAAUGAAAAUUCCUUCAAUUCGUUUGGUCUUCCAGAACAACUGGACGCUGGCAUACAGACCGGCUAGAAUCCAAGAAAAAACGAUAGCACAAUAAAUUCGUGUCUGAGUAAUAAUUUGUCCAUAUCGUAAAGGUUUAACUAUUGCAACAUACCGGUCUGUAGUAAUAAAAAUGAGAUGGAGAAACGACGCCGACAUAAAAAUUUUCACAGGUAUGUAUUGUAACUGACAAUCAACGACGUUCUGCAGGAAGAGGGAUCCCCGCACGACAAGCCCCCACACGAAGGUGGGGACACCGAUGAUCCCCAUACUAAUCCAAAUGAGAAGAAGACUUAAUAUAAGAGUUCCAGCGGAAGAUUGAUCGAGUUCCUAGUCCAUAUAUUAAGCGCCCUGAGCAUCUAACAUUAGAUGGAUAUGUGCGCUAUAUAAAACUACACUAUUAUUAUAUAUAUAUAUAUAUAUACUGUAUAUAUUAUAGUUUAAUAUGAUACAAUCAGUAAAUAAAGAAGGUGACGUUAAAGCAACAAAUGACUAUCGGUCAUUGACUAGCCCAGUCAUCAGAAACACACGACUAGUUACGGUAGAACCUGUCAUAGCAGGUUUCAUGAUGGCAGAUGGUAUAUUUUAUGGUGUUCAGUCAGAAUUCAUUCAAGGAAGAAUUGCUAUCCUCCAUAAUUACACUUUGCCAAACAACGCUGAAAAUGGAACGUGUUCCGUGAACGAGUCCAACGCACAGAGUAAGUUGCAAAGCGAGAUUCAGGCCGAAACAUCGGUGUGGUUGAUGUACUUUACACUAGCCUACGCCUUACCAUCGAUAUUUAUGACCGUAAUAAUUGGGGCAUGGAGCGACUCUGUUGGAAGAAGAUUCGCUGUUCUGACAUCUUCCGCUGGAACUCUUAUUAAUUUCAUCACUUGGACACUUGUUGCUCAUUUUGAACUUCAUCUAGAAAUUUUAAUCGCCUCAUCGUUUGUAAAAGGAUUAUGUGGAGCCACAUCUCUCUUCAAUGCUUCUUGUUUUACAUACAUAUGUGACGUUACUACAAAAGAAAACAGAACACCGAGAAUAAUUGUAUGUGACUGUGUUUUAUUGCUUUCGCUAGGUAUUGGUCAAUUGUGUGGAGGAUUUCUCGUUGAUUAUUUCGAUUUUACGAUUACGUUUACUAUCUCGGUUUGUUUUACCUCUAUGGCAAUUAUUUACACAUCGAUACCAUAUUUGCUCCGGGAAACUAUUCUCAUCAAAACCAGAUUUAAAGAAAAUUUGACAAGAUCUAUAAACGGUGUUGUGAAAGUACUGGCUGAAAAAGAUGUGGAGUAUAGAAAAACAUUUUAUAUUAUUAAUUUUGUAUUCUUCAUUUUAACGACCUUUACAACUGCAAACUCGCCAUAUGGAUUGCUGAUUGUUCAUUUUCUUGGUGAACCAUUUUGUUUUUCAUUCCUGUUAUUGUCGUAUUAUUCAGCCGCGAUGUCAUUUAGUCCAGCACUUGGAUUGGUUAUGUGCGCUUUAUUUUUGAAAAGAUGGCUUGACGAUUAUUGGCUUCUUCAUCUCGGCAUGUGUUCCGCCAUGCUAUUCUUCUAUGUUGGUGCCGCUGCCAAAACAACCGCAGUUGCAUUUGUCGGAGUCGGACUUGGAAUCUUCAAGACCUUAUUUGGACCAUCAUGCCGAUCCUUAGUCUCCAAGAGUUCCUCUCCUCAGGAACAGGGUGCUGUUUUUGGAUUCUUAGGGAUGGCAGAUGCAUUAGCAGGUAUUGCCUCGCCUCUUAUUCUUAACAACAUAUAUUCAGUGACUGUCUACAGCAUGCCUACGUUCGUGUUCUGGAUGUGUGGCAGUUUCUGCCUGUUACCAAUUAUAGCAGUCAGUUAUCUGCAGCUUAAUAACCGGAACAAGAAACAGAAAAUAGUUAUAGAUGUGAAUUCAGAUAUAACACCAGAUAACCCCUCUAUGAUGAAUUGAGGAUUUCGCCAGGACCUGUCAAGGACGAAGAAAAUACUUACCGUACCAUAUUUUCUAAACUAACACAGACAUUUUUCAGGUGGACCAGCAUAUUUGGUGUAAUAUAUUGUAUCCCUGUACAUAUCUGAAGAUGCAUUCUUCAAUCAAUUGAAGAAUGUACAGAAUUGACACAAGUUGGAUGAACCCAUAAAAAAGAGAAAACAUUACUGUAAACUAGACUAGACACUAAUUCCCCAAGUUGACGCAAGGGAAACGGAUAGAAUUUAACAUGGGACAGAAAAAUCCGAAAGGAUUUUUAUGGUCCAGCACACGUACAAUUGAUACCAAUUUAGCCUAAUGAACUAUAACAUGUCUAUAUCUCUAUGAUAAAUCAACGUCUAUUUAAGUUUGCCUAAUUUUAUUUAAUGUGCAUCCAAACGAUAGCAAUAUAUACUUGAGUUGUUUCACUACUCUAUAAGUCGAGUAAAUACUUUUGUUUUCAAAAAUCUAGAUUUAAAAAACAAUAGUAGGGAAAAUAGAUCUCAAUUGAAAAUACGAUUAUACACAUUAUUAUUGGUCCUUUAUUUAGGAUAUCCUCGAGUUGGCAAUUAAUUUUUAUGUUAGCCAUGGCAAUUUUGCAUAUUUUGAACCAAGUCCGUCACUGGAAUAUUAAUUUUUUUUUAUCACACGAAAGCUAUU